AUGGAACCAGCAUCUUCUGAAGUGCUUUUUGAAAGUUUUUUUGAUUCUAUUUCACUGCCAAAACUAGCUUAUCAUUGGCAUGUUAUCAUUCUUUCAUCGUUAGGAUGCACCGCUACCCUUGCAAGUUCUCGCUUUAUUUCUCCCGUUCUGUUUCCAAAAACUUAUAACAGUCUGCCGAGAAUUAAGCGACUUAGUUGGGAUAUACAUUGGGUUAGUAUGGUUCAUUGCUUAACCGUGAUCUUCCUGUCAUUUCCAAUAUUUUAUCAAGAAGAGUUAGAAAAAGACAAAAUUUUUGGAUAUAAUGCUUAUGCCGGAAACGUUUACUCCAUUGCUUGCGGUUAUUUCCUUUGGGACACACUUAUGUCUCUUUACUAUGUCAAGGAAUUUGGCUUUGGAUUUGCAUUACAUGGGUUAUGCUGUUUUGGUGUGUUCAUAUUUGCUUUUCGACCAUUCCUGAAUUAUUACGGACCGGUAUUUUUAAUGUAUGAGAUUUCCACUCCUUUUCUGAAUAUGCAUUGGUUUAUGGAUAAACUUGGUUUAGGCGGAACUUUACCGCAUAAAAUAAAUGGUUGGAUUGACGAAAUGACCGAUGUUAAUAUAUCAACAUUCAUUCCAACUAUUAAAUCUAUACUUAGGAAUUCAGAUCCUAAUGAAAUCACUGCUAGAGACAUUCGAACGAAGUUAGAGGAGGACUUUAAUGUUGACCUUACAGACAGAAAACAUGAAGUGCAACAACUUAUUGAAAAAUGUUUCGACGAUUUGGAAAUCGGCGAAGAAAGUGCAAGCAGUGAUGAUUUCAAAACUGAUAUUAAAGUGGAAAAAAAAAAAAAGAAACAUUACAGUGACGCAAAACCACAUACCUCGUCUAAAUCUAAAUCUUCUAAAUCGUCUAAAGUAAAAGAAAAAGUUCGACCACCCAAGGUAUCCGUAAAAUCCGAAGAUACAUCCGAUUAUUCGUCCCUGGAGGAUGAAUAUAAGCCACAAAGAAAAAAGAAGCGAGGUAGAAAACCAAAAAGUUCUCAAUCCACCGAAUUUUUAUCUGAUGACGAAUAUGAGAGAAAGUUCGAAGAAGAAUUGAAUGGUGUAAGAAAAAAGAAAAAAAAGGGUGUUACCGGAAUUCAUAAACCAUUGGUGUUGAGUCCUGUAUUGUCCGAAUUCUUGCAUGCUGAAGAGCUUUCUCGUCUCGAAGUUGUUAAACGUCUGUGGGCAUAUAUCAAAGAAAAUAAUCUUCAAGACCCAAAUGACAAACGAUUCAUUGUUUGUGAUGAUAAUUUAAAAACCAUUUUCAAACAAGAUAGAAUUCAUAGCUUCACAAUGAACAAGUAUUUGACCGAUCAUCUGAAAAAGAAAGAAGAUCUUGUUGAUGGUGAAACCCUGAAUGUUAGCAGUAAUGGCAGUGAUCACGUGGAACAAAACAAAAUGUAG
Molecule: messenger RNA, 1425 nt
Organism: Cetraspora pellucida
Lineage: Eukaryota; Fungi; Glomeromycota; Glomeromycetes; Diversisporales; Gigasporaceae
Source: the annotation of a GenBank genome assembly